CCUGGUUGACUGUGUGUUCUGUCACUCUGUAUUUUUGUGUUUUUAUUAUGCAAAGCACUUUGAACGGCCUUGUUGCUGAAAUACUCAAAUAAGCUCGAUUGAUUGAUUGAAUGAUUGACAAUCAUAAUGCUAAUCUGAUUCCAGCCGGAGACAUUAUGAGGACCAUCUUGGUCGCUGUCCCAUUGAUGUCGGUCCUGUACUUUGCCUGUGGGCAGCAUUUGGGCCUCAGGGAAGGGAUCGUUACAUAUUAUGAAAUACAGAGACCCUGGAGCGAAGCCCAGGCCUCCUGCAGGGAGCGCCACACUGACCUGAUCACUAUCAGGACAGAAACAGACAUUCAGGCGCUGAAUGGUGUCAGGGGCUGGAUUGGACUGCACAGAGACAACAAGAGCAACUGGAUAUGGUCCAGAAGAAACGAGACAGCAAGAUUCUUCAAUUGGGACCAAAAUGAACCGUCACAAAAUGAGAACUGUGUCUAUCAGCGGCUGGUCAAUAAAAAGUGGUUAACUGUUCCGUGUGACGCAACACGUUUCUUCAUUUGUUAUGAUGACGGGCUGGUUCUGGUGAAGGAGAAUAAGACAUGGGACGAGGCGUUGGCGCACUGCAGGACCCUGAACAAAGUCAACAGCUACGACCUGGCAACCCUCAUCACCCCCGACGACCACGACUUUGCUCGAGAGACAACCCUACUGGCAACCACUGAGGAGGUGUGGACGGGCCUGCGUUACCUUGGCGAUGAGUGGUUCUGGGUGGGCGGCGAACCGGUGCAGUACCAGGACAUUCCAAGCUGUCCGGCUGAAAGAUGUGGAGUCCUGGAGAAGAACAGCAAGUCAUUAUUUGGGACCAGAGACUGCAGCCAGAGAAGGAACUUCUUCUGUUACAUAAAAUAUAAAAUCCCGUAGAAAAACUUCUGAAAAGAGACUCUUCAUUCAUCCAACUUAAACCAGCUGAAUGGAUGGAUGGCAAGAAUAAACCAUGCUAGAAGCUUUCUAUUAAAAAAACUCUAGUUGCUGUAUUAAUGUAGGUUAUCAUAUAUUCUGGAUUCUGGAUGUGAAGUUUAGGGUUUUGUUGAAAGAUGACUAUUGAGUUGAGUUGCUAUGUUUACAGCUCCAAACCCAUUCAAUGAAUUAGAACAUUACUGGAAAGUCCUUUUUUUGUUUGUUUUUCAAAAAUCUAUGUCACAAAGUGAAACACAUUAUAUAGAUUAACUACACCAAAGCCGUUAUUUCUGCUAAUUAUUAUGAUUUUCUGCUUACACUUAAAGGGGCAGUUUUAUGUAAAAUUGACUUUUUUGAGCUUGGAUGAGAACAGACUUCCCCCACUCAGCUCCUUCAGACUAGCUGCAGCAGCAAAUAGAAAACACCUGAUAGAACUGCACACCUGUUGAGCUCGUUAUGCAAGCUACUUGUCAGGAUGAGGCUGGUAAAAACAUUCUUAAAAGGUUAAUAGAGGAGCCGUGUUGUGAUAACUUCCUGAAGGCAGAGUUUCAAAAAGAGCAGGAGGUUUUAAAGAGACAGAGGCCCAAUUUCAAGAUGUUAAAUUACAAAGUCAAAUUCAUUUUUAAGUCAUAUUUGAAAUGGAAAGUAUUUUUGUACCUGAAGGCAACAUAAUUACUUGAUUGUGCUAUGAAGUGGCAGUAUGUUCCUGGAAAAUACAUAAUACUGCCCCACUGUGCUAAUAUUUUACUGCUUUUUUACUGUCAUCUGUGACUUAAAAUAUGACAUAUUUAAACUAAUUAAACUAGAACAGGUUCAUUCUCGACUGAAAAGUUUCUAUAAAACCUAACAACAAGGGUAAUACACUUUAAAAUUCUGGUUUGACUCAACAUGGACACACUCUGGUAAAAUGUUGCAAUAGAAAAUAAAUUUCAUAUAAACUUACUUUAUACACUGACUUUCUUAUAUUUUAAUUGGAUCACGUUUUAAUAUAUAAAAUUGUGUAAAGCAUUAUGUUGUUAAUGGAAUCCUCUGAAUUUUUUGUAAAUGAUUAAUAAGCUGUGGUUGACAACUUAAAAAUGUUGUGUUUUUUCUGUCCCUGAGUGACUCGUACUUCACAUCUACCAGGUUUUCCUAAUAACACUCUUCAGGGUGGAAGACUGAAGGUUUGCCAUUUUCAGAUUCAGUGAGAUGCAAACAUCAAAUGGACCACAGCAGCUGUUAAAACAGAAACUGUGUGCUAUAGAGGAAUGUCGUCUGUUGUAGACAGUUGCUGGUUUUGCCAAUCUGUCGCCAUUUUCUACUUUUACAGUUUUGAUCAAUCGUUUUUGACUUUUUGUGGUGUGAAAAGUUGUUUUUCCUCAAGACUUUGUACUUGAAAACAAAUUGUUACAAAGCAGAAAGGACAAACUGACCUGUGGUUGCUUUUAUGAAACACUGUUUAGGAUCCUACCAAAACCUACGGCCAAAUGCUGCCAUUAGCAUCCAUGAAAAAGAAGCACUAGCUUGUAUAAAAUAAAACUAGAAAACGACUAAUGGGUGACAGAGUGUUUUUUCAGAAUCUCACAAGAUUUGAGUUUUACUGAGCUAAACUCAAAGAUGUAAAAGGAAGAAACAGCGCCGAAAGCAAACUUGUGGCAUUUGGCCACAGAGAGAAACUCAAA
Messenger RNA from Gambusia affinis (western mosquitofish), 2599 nucleotides. RefSeq names its product macrophage mannose receptor 1-like. The record is from RefSeq and is a predicted model, not a curated record. The transcript has 3 exons. NCBI's taxonomy places the organism in Eukaryota, Metazoa, Chordata, Actinopteri, Cyprinodontiformes, Poeciliidae. Bases 111 to 902 code for a protein of 263 amino acids.